Messenger RNA from Mixia osmundae IAM 14324, 3633 nucleotides. RefSeq lists its product as uncharacterized. The record is from RefSeq and is a predicted model, not a curated record. Gene Ontology annotation, molecular function: ATP binding; ATP hydrolysis activity; nucleosome binding. The transcript has 10 exons. Gene Ontology annotation, cellular component: nucleus; chromatin. Lineage: Eukaryota; Fungi; Basidiomycota; Mixiomycetes; Mixiales; Mixiaceae. Gene Ontology annotation, biological process: regulation of transcription by RNA polymerase II; nucleosome organization. Bases 1 to 3633 code for a protein of 1210 amino acids.
AUGGCGGCUCCGAACCAGUCUAGCACCAGCCUUCCCCCUCAGAUCAAGUUUCCGCGCUUGGCGAAUGAGAUCCCGAGCACAACAACGGCACACAAUGCUGUAGGCACCGAAGGAGCCGGGCCGCUUGGCUCGACUUCGGACAGCCUCAGACCGCCAGCAGACGACGAUGACAAGCUCAGCGAUAUCGUCAUGGACUCUCGAGAUCUCUCACGUGUAGGCUCACGUCAGCCCUCGACGGAGGACGAAGAGAUGGCAGAUGCCGGUCGAGCUACGAACGGCGCAACAGAAGACAUCAAGCCCAGGCACCCUCUUGCAUCUACGUCUACCAUAUCUGCAGCUGCUAAGCCACGCACCAGCACCGGUCGAAACGCCAAGAAGGAAGAGGCCGGCGACGAUGAGGAUGAGAUUUUGUCCGAAGAGGAUGAGGACGAUAGCGAUGAUGAGCCCACACCCUAUGUCGGUGAUGAUGCCAACAUUUCGCCUGCUAAGCGCCGCGCAUUGCUCGAGAAAGAAGAGCGUGCCAACAUCCGGCGGGUCGAAAAGGCGAAGAAAGCGGCGCAGAAUUCCCAGCUUGCAUCUCGCAAGACUGGCAAUGCAGCCAAGAAAGCAGCGGAUACCAUCAAGCGGUUCUCCUACCUACUCGGCCAAUCUGAUAUCUUCAUGCACUUUUGCAACCUCAAGAAAGAGCGCGAGCCAGAGUUUGCCGCCAUGCUCGAGGAAGCGGAAAUCUCGCGGAAUGCAGACACGAGUCGCAAGUCAAAGGCUAAGGCGGGAGCCUCACGUGGGCGGAAAACCGAAAAGGAAGAAGAUGCUGAGCUUCUCCGGGAGGAUGACGAAAACGAUGGAAGCAAGGACGACCUCAUGGUCUUCACCGAAUCUCCUGCCUAUGUCAAAGGUGGCAAGAUGCGUGAUUAUCAGAUACAAGGUCUCAAUUGGAUGAUCGGUCUGCACCACAAUGGUAUCAAUGGCAUCUUGGCAGACGAAAUGGGACUUGGCAAAACGCUGCAGACUAUCAGUUUCUUGGGAUAUCUCAAGUUCUACAGGGGUAUCACGGGACCGCAUCUCAUCGUCGUGCCCAAAUCAACACUCGACAACUGGAGUCGAGAAGUCGCUCACUGGGUUCCUGGAUUCCGCUCAAUCAUUCUCAGCGGUCCCAAAGAGGAGCGUGCGGAGAUGUGCCAAAGCACGAUCAUCACUCAAGAGUUUGACGUCUUGAUCACUUCCUAUGAGAUCUGUCAACGCGAAAAGUCGACUCUCAAGAAGCUCGCGUGGGAGUAUAUCAUCAUCGAUGAGGCUCAUCGCAUCAAGAACGUCAAUUCCAUCCUGUCGCAGAUCGUUCGACUGUUCGAUUCUCGCGGCCGCCUGCUCAUUACUGGCACGCCUCUGCAAAAUGAUCUGCACGAGCUCUGGGCGCUGCUCAACUACAUUAUUCCGGAUUGCUUUAGCGAUGUCUCCGACUUUGACAGAUGGUUCGAGCGCAAGGGCGGAGAGGGUGAGGAUGCGGAUAGUGUCGUCAAGCAGCUCCACAAAGUCUUGCGUCCUUUCUUGCUCCGUCGUGUCAAAGCAGACGUCGAGAAGUCGCUUUUACCGAAGAAAGAAGUCAAUAUCUACGUCGGCCUGACGGACAUGCAGCGACAGUGGUACAAGUCCAUCCUUGAGAAGGACAUCGAUGCUGUCAAUGGCGCAGGUGGUAAGAAGGAGGGCAAGACUCGCUUGCUCAAUAUCGUCAUGCAGCUCCGAAAGUGCUGCAAUCACCCUUAUCUAUUCGAUGGUGCUGAGCCCGGACCACCCUUCACGACAGACGAACACCUCGUUCAGAAUGCUGGCAAGAUGGUCGUGCUCGAUAAGCUGCUCACAUCGAUGAAGGCAAAGGGCUCUCGCGUGCUCAUCUUCUCGCAAAUGUCGCGUGUGCUCGAUAUCCUCGAGGAUUAUUGCUUCUUCCGAGGCCACAAGUACUGCCGCAUCGAUGGCAGCACAGAUCAUGCUGACCGUAUCUCUGCUAUCGAUGACUACAACAGACCAGGCUCAGAGAAAUUUGUCUUUUUACUCACUACACGUGCGGGCGGUCUUGGCAUCAAUUUGACCACCGCGGACGUCGUUGUGCUUUAUGAUUCCGACUGGAAUCCUCAAGCCGAUUUACAAGCCAUGGACCGAGCGCAUCGCAUUGGUCAAACAAAGCAAGUAUACGUUUUCAGAUUCGUCACGGAAGACUCUGUCGAGGAGAAAGUGCUCGAGCGGGCUGCUCAGAAGCUUCGUCUCGAUCAGCUCGUCAUCCAGCAAGGUCGUGCAACUGUUAGCAAAGCACAAUCGAAGGACGAGCUCGUAGAGAUGAUCCAGCACGGAGCCGAGAGGAUCAUCAAAGCUGACGCGCCCGCCAACUCGAUGAUGAUCGAUGAUGAUGUCGACCUGAUUAUCCAACGAGGCGAAGCACGCACAGCUGAGCUCAACAAGAAGUAUGAGACGCUCAACAUCGACGAUCUAGCCAACUUCAAGAGCGAAUCGGCUACGACCAAUUGGGAAGGCGAAGCCUAUGGCAAGAAGAAGGCGAUCGGCAUGCUCUGGAUCGAGCCCAGCAAGCGAGAGCGCAAGACCAACUACUCGGUCGAUAAUUACUACCGCGAUGCGCUUCGUACUGGUGGCGAGAAGAAGGGACCUGCGCGCAAUCGCGGUCCCCGACAACCGCAGACUGAAGACUUUCAAUUCUUCCCGCCAGCCUACGCAGAGCUGCUCGAGAAGGAGCAUAAUCACAAUCGCAAGCUUGCGGAGUACAAAGUGCCAGCAAUAGAAGACCCCUCGCGAACGCCCGAAGAGCUAGAGAAGGAGCGCGCUGAGGCUCAAGAGAUCAUCGAUAAUGCUGAGCCAUUGACGGAACAAGAAGCGCUUCUCAAAGAAGGCAUGGGCCUGGAAGGCUUUGAUUCCUGGCAUCGCAAGCACUUCCAAGGCUUCAUCCGGGGCUGUGAGAAAGCUGGCAGAGAGGAUUAUGCAGGCAUACAGAGCGAGAUUCCCGACAAAACGGUCGAGGAGAUUGAGGAUUACGCCAAGGUCUUCUGGGAACGCUAUCGGGAGGUAGACGGAUGGGAGCGUCAGCUGCAAAAGAUCGAAGUCGCCGAAGCGAAACGUCAGAAAGACGCUCAUAUCACGCUGGUCUUGCGCGAAAAGAUUAACGAGGCGAGCCAUCCAUAUCAGAAACUGGAUAUUCCCUAUGCUGCGCAGAGCAAGGGCAAAGUCUGGUCGGAGGAUGAAGAUCGGUUUUUGCUCAUCAAGCUCAACCUAUACGGCAUCGGUACAGAUGACGUCUAUGAGCGCAUCAAGGCGGACGUGCUCGAGUGGCCUGGCUUCAGAUUUGAUUGGUUCAUUCGCAGCCGGAAUGCGCCCGAGAUCAAUCGGCGGUGCAUCACUUUGCUCAACUUGAUCGAGAAAGAGGCAGAAGAGAAGGAGCGAAAGGCAAAACGCGCGAAAGACUCGUCGUCGCCCGUCAAGAAGGCGAAUGGCAAGAAUGGCAAGAUCACCGUGACUGUCAAACCCAACGGCUCUUCCAAAUCAGCCGCAACGAAGAAGCGCAAGACCGACAGCUCUCGCGCUUCGACGCCAUCAAUUGCCUCUGCUUCAGGCAACAAGAAGGCAAAGAAGUGA